AUGGACUCCUCCCAUUACAACUACAAUGAUUCCUCCAGUUACAACAACGCAGACUUCUCCAAUUACAACAACUCUCACACCUCCAGUUACAACAACAUUGAUCCCUCCAAUUACAACAACACAGACUCCCUCAAUAACAACUACUCUGAUACCUCCAGUUACAACAACACAGACUCCUCCAGUUACAACAACACAGAUUCCUCCAGUUACAACAACACUAAUACCUCCAGUUACAACAACACUAAUACCUCCAGUUACAACUACCCUGAAUCCCCCAGUUACAACCACACAGACUCCCUCAAUAACAACUACUCUGAUACCUCCAGUUACAACAACACAGAUUCCUCCAGUUACAACAACACUAAUACCUCCAGUUACAACUACGCUGAAUCCCCCAGUUACAACUACAAUGAUCCCUCCAGUUACAACAACACAGACUCCUCCAGUUACAACAACACAGAUUCCUCCAGUUACAACUACAAUGCUUCCUCCAGUUACAACAACGCAGACUCCUCCAAUUACAACAACUCUCACACCUCCAGUUACAACAACAUUGAUCCCUCCAAUUACAACAACACAGACUCCCUCAAUAACAACUACUCUGAUACCUCCAGUUACAACAACACAGACUCCUCCAGUUACAACAACACAGACUCCUCCAGUUACAACAACACAGAUUCCUCCAGUUACAACAACACUAAUACCUCCAGUUACAACUACAAUGAUCCCUCCAAUUACAACAACACAGACUCCCUCAAUAACAACUACUCUGAUACCUCCAGUUACAACAACACAGACUCCUCCAGUUACAACAACACAGACUCCUCCAGUUACAACAACACAGAUUCCUCCAGUUACAACAACACUAAUACCUCCAGUUACAACUACCCUGAAUCCCCCAGUUACAACCACACAGACCCCCUCAAUAACAACUACUCUGAUACCUCCAAUUACAACAACACAGACUCCUCCAGUUACAACCACACAGACUCCUACAAUUACAACAACACUGACUCCCCCGGUUACAACUACUCUGAUACCUCCAGUUACAACAACACUGAUCCCUCCAAUUACAACAACACAGACUCCCUCAAUAACAACUACUCUGAUACCUCCAGUUACAACAACACAGACUCCUCCAGUUACAACAACACAGACUCCUCCAGUUACAACAACACAGAUUCCUCCAGUUACAACAACACUAAUACCUCCAGUUACAACUACGCUGAAUCCCCCAGUUACAACUACAAUGAUCCCUCCAGUUACAACAACACAGACUCCUCCAGUUACAACAACACAGAUUCCUCCAGUUACAACAACACUAAUACCUCCAGUUACAACUACAAUGCUUCCUCCAGUUACAACAACGCAGACUCCUCCAAUUACAACAACUCUCACACCUCCAGUUACAACAACAUUGAUCCCUCCAAUUACAACAACACAGACUCCCUCAAUAACAACUACUCUGAUACCUCCAGUUACAACAACACAGACUCCUCCAGUUACAACAACACAGACUCCUCCAGUUACAACAACACAGAUUCCUCCAGUUACAACAACACUAAUACCUCCAGUUACAACUACAAUGAUCCCUCCAAUUACAACAACACAGACUUCCCCAAUUACAACAACACUCAUUCCCCCAGUUACAACUACAAUGAUCCCUCCUACUACUAG
Molecule: messenger RNA, 1677 nt
Organism: Scaptodrosophila lebanonensis
Lineage: Eukaryota; Metazoa; Arthropoda; Insecta; Diptera; Drosophilidae
Product: probable serine/threonine-protein kinase clkA
Exons: 2
Coding region: 1-1677 (558 amino acids)
Source: RefSeq, a predicted model, not a curated record